Oryza brachyantha (malo sina) is the source of this 519-nucleotide messenger RNA. RefSeq names its product histone H4. Gene Ontology annotation, molecular function: protein heterodimerization activity; structural constituent of chromatin; DNA binding. Bases 55 to 366 code for a protein of 103 amino acids. Gene Ontology annotation, cellular component: nucleosome. Gene Ontology annotation, biological process: nucleosome assembly. The record is from RefSeq and is a predicted model, not a curated record. NCBI's taxonomy places the organism in Eukaryota, Viridiplantae, Streptophyta, Magnoliopsida, Poales, Poaceae. The transcript has a single exon.
UCCACAAACCCUCGAGAUCGUCUUCUUCCACCUCGAGCUCUUCCGUCGCCAGCCAUGUCGGGACGCGGCAAGGGAGGCAAGGGUCUCGGCAAGGGCGGCGCGAAGAGGCACAGGAAGGUGCUGCGUGACAACAUCCAGGGCAUCACCAAGCCGGCGAUCCGGCGCCUCGCGAGGAGGGGCGGCGUGAAGCGCAUCUCCGGCCUGAUCUACGAGGAGACCCGCGGCGUGCUCAAGAUCUUCCUCGAGAACGUCAUCCGCGACGCCGUCACGUACACGGAGCACGCCCGCCGCAAGACCGUCACCGCCAUGGACGUCGUCUACGCGCUCAAGCGCCAGGGCCGCACCCUCUACGGCUUCGGCGGCUGAGCCUCCCUCGUGCCCGUUCCAGAUCUGCUGCUGUUAGUGUCCGCUUAGGGUUUCGUUUGUUCGGAAUGGUUUUGCGGAUGUGAUUUCUGUGCCGUUCUGCUUCUGCUUGUGCAAAAUCAAUGGAUAUUUAAUGGAACAAUUUAUCUCUCGAUU